AUGUCUGCACCAACAUGGGUAAUAGUGCCUGUAUCUACGAUCGGAUGCGGUAAACUGACCCUUUUCAGAGCCCUAACGGCGAUAUAUCCGCAACUUACACAUAUAGAGAAUGACAGGAUCGACAACAAGCGAAACUUUUUUCUGACCGUAUCGCAUGCUGUAUCCAACCACCCAGUGGUUCUUAUAGACCGCAACAACCACAUGGAAAGACACAGACAGGAGCUUUUUGAGAUUCUAAGUGAAAAGGACGUGAACAUUGUUGUGGUCAAUUUUGUCAAUUCCAAAACAGCUCUUGCCAAAGUGAAGGGCAUAGUGCUAGACAGACUUAGAGCCAGGGAAACAACCAUCCUACGGAUGCUCAGAUUGGUCGUUGGGCUGUUUUUCCGUGAUUUUAGGCCGUACAAUGCCCGUGAAGAGGACCCAGAGUCCAAGAACAAGAAACUAGAUCUCGAUAUGACGAAAGACAUCAAGUGGAACUUGAGGAGGCUCAUUAGGUUCUUUCAUGAAAACUUGGGGUUCGAAGUGCCCAGCGAUGAGGUGCUAUCCAGGGAAGUUGAAGCCGUGAAGGAGUACCAGGUGCCUGAGGAGGAGAAACGGUUCAGGAGGCCGAAGAAAGGGUCCAAGAGAGAAGGGGAUCAGGGCAGAAACGGGCAAAGUAGAAAUAAUGGAGGGAAUAAGAGGCCCAAGUCGAAGAAUGGAAAUGAGAAGAGCGAGGGGUUGAAAGCAACGGAUUGGGUGAAAACGGCGAACAGUGUUGUGGUUAAUGGCGAGGUGAAGAAGGACUGA
Molecule: messenger RNA, 786 nt
Organism: Candidozyma duobushaemuli
Lineage: Eukaryota; Fungi; Ascomycota; Pichiomycetes; Serinales; Metschnikowiaceae
Exons: 2
Coding region: 1-786 (261 amino acids)
Biological process (GO): tRNA splicing, via endonucleolytic cleavage and ligation
Cellular component (GO): nuclear inner membrane
Molecular function (GO): RNA ligase (ATP) activity; ATP binding
Source: RefSeq, a predicted model, not a curated record